Molecule: messenger RNA, 6393 nt
Organism: Micropterus dolomieu (smallmouth bass)
Lineage: Eukaryota; Metazoa; Chordata; Actinopteri; Centrarchiformes; Centrarchidae
Gene: qser1
Product: glutamine and serine rich 1
Exons: 13
Coding region: 269-5305 (1678 amino acids)
Source: RefSeq, a predicted model, not a curated record
UGCGGUGCAUCCUGGGAAAUAAACUAACAUGGGUACGUGAAACCAUGCAGGGUUUGCACGGCUCUCCAUGACGAGAGAUGAACAACAAUUAACGAAAUCAUUCAGAAGGCAAAAGGUUCACUUUUAUCCAGGAUAUAGAACCACUUCACGGGGACUUUGCAGACUGUGCGGUGAUUUCACGGGACUGUCUGGUCGGUCGGACCCGGGCUGCUACGAUGUGUGUCCGCUGCUCCACGAAGCUCCGUCGGGGAAGUGAAUCUUUCACCGGAUGAUGGACAGGAACUACCCGACCUCCAGCUUUGCGGACCCGCUGGCUCCACCAGCACAGACCGUAGCGUCUUGGGCCUAUGACCGCAGCACAGCUAGUGUCAAGCCAAGUUCCAGUUAUGGUGCAGCACACCUUGAUGCAGAGCUCCUCCAGCGGCAAAGCUAUACUUCCACCCACCAGCUUCCCACCUACACUACAUCACACCUUCCCGCUGCAGCAGGAGCACUUGACUCAAGCAGUAAUACUUCUGAGACCUCGAUUAUGAGCUUCCUGUCAGCCAUGGAGUCAAGAAGCCUUCAGGCUGGUCCUGUUAGUGCCUCACUGCUUCCUCCUUUUAGACCCCCAUCCUGGCCUUCUGGUACCAACUCCUCCACCACAGAGCUGUAUUUGACUGGUGCCCUGCCUUCUACUGCCACUUUCCCCUCCCCUGCUGCUCUGUCGUCCUAUCAGCACGCAGGUGCCUACCCUUCCAGGAGUUAUGCUACUAACCCUUCCUUGGCUCUCCAGGAUCCUGCCUUCAGCACUUCCACCAAUGGCCUGUUUUCUCACCAUGACCCCCUCCUCCAUCUCAAAUCAAGCCAGACUGUGCUUCCCACUGCACUGGCCUUCAAUCAUCUCUCUGGACCCACUUUGAGCUCAACUCUGCCUGUCCAGUCCUCCACCUACCGCUCAGCCCAGGAGUCGGCCCCCCACCUCCUACAACCCCAGUUCAGCCUGCUGCCUUCUGCCCUGCCUGCCCCUCAUGGUUCCCCACAACCCUAUGGAGCCACAGUUUUCUCAGGCUCUAUCGAAAGAGCUCUUCAGCGUGAAUGUAGUGUGAUCAAACACCACCAGAGGCCUUCCAGCAGCCAUGCGGCCUCCGAGCAAUUACCCAAUUCAGAGCACUCCUUACAGGGGUACUUUGGCUCUGGCAAUGAAGCGGAUGUGUCCUACCAGCAGGACCCGUCCCGUCAGACCCCAGUGUCCACAGGAGCAGAUUCCUCUCAAGGGGUCAGUCGUGCUCCACAACCCAAAACAGACUCGGUAACUCAAGCUUAUUCGUCCACUUCUUUGCCGAAGGUUAAAGACUGCUCUUCCAAACUAGCACCACACCCUGCUGGGGGUGAAGAGAGUCACGAGCACUCUCAGAACCUGACAGGAGAGUCUCCUGAGCAUUAUUCCUCCCCAGGACAUAAGCAGAACUCAGUGAUUGCUAAUCAGCAGUCUGUCCAGCUAUCCAGUCUAAUGUCCAGUAGUCUGUCUCAAACUUAUAUCACCCCUCACACAGAGUCACAGCCCUCCCAUUCCACCUCAGACAAGCUCUCCCCCCUUUACAAGACUCUGCCUUCCCUCUCCAGCCAGUCUGACAAUGUGGCAUCUGUUAGUCAGGCUCUUGUUUACUCUUCCAGUCCUGGGCUGAGUCAGGAGCAAGAGAUUCAGUAUGGAGCCCAGGUCCAGGGCUUGUGUCAGGGUAAUCUCUCAGAGAGCUACUCCACAUCCCACUCUCAGGGUGCCCCAAAUGUGACUUUUACAUCUCAGUCAGAGGGGCAAGCUUCGGUGACUCAGUCGCAGAGCUAUGCCACAGGACAAUCCCUUAACUCCUCUUACCCACCCACAUGUGUGCGGAGUCUGGCCACAUCAAAUUCUACACAGGACUACACCGUCAUGCAGGCCUCAGUGGGAGGUAAAACGCAUGACACUCUGUCCCAGCAGCAGACACAGCCCCAUAAAUAUGUUUUGUCUGCAUCGUUGCCUACCUACUCUUCAACUGCUCAAGCCUUACAAAAUAACGUCAGAUCCUCAAUCCAGGACUUAAAGCCAACAUAUGGCAAGCAGAAACUGGAAGAGCUUCCUCUCCAUGGCCUAGAUGCUCUCCAGCAGGCAUCUAUGGAAGCUUCUGCAACAGCCAGCAGUAUGUCUGCUCUCAACAACGUCAUCUAUGUUGUUGCAAAAAUGGACGAUCAUCAUAAAACACAAAGCGUUAUCCGAAGCAAUUCCCGCUCAGAUGAUCACCUGAUGGGACUUGUUCAUGCCAACACAGCACAGGUAAAGUGUGAAAGAAUGGGUCCUCUGAGCCAACAGCACAUUCGUCUAAGCAGUGCCAAUGGUCAGGGAACUGCCAACACGAAAACUACAAACUCCAGUAUUAUAUCUUCACAUGUCCCCCUUAGUUCAGAGCAGCUUAAGCAGCACUCUCUCCACCUAAAAUCUCCUGAGCCACAUCAACAAAACCACCAGAAUCAUAGUCAGUCACAGAGCCAGACCUCAGCAGCCCAUGCCCAAUUUAUCACCGUCCCCAGCACUCAGGUUCUCCUUGACCAUAACCAGAUGAUUCUGCUCCAGCAGCCACUUGUCCACCAUGGUCAAAACACUUCAAAAGUGGUAUCAGUGCAAGGUAUCCAACCAUCCCAAGAUUUGGGCCCUGUUCAUGUCCAGUAUCUUCAGAUGGAUCGAGAACUGCUGGGUCCCAGUGUCAAUGAAACCCAGAGUCAGCAGGGCACAGUUGUGUCUGAACAGAGCACAGGGUGCCCUGAUUCCUCUAAACACCACUACAACCAGUCGGCAGAUCAGCAACCAAAUGAUGCCAAGAACCACUUUACUCUCAACUCCAUUUGCUUCCCCGAGUCCAUGCUACUUGCAGACGACAGAAAUAUUUUGUCAAACGUUGACGACAUCUUGGCUGCCACGGUGGCGGCCUGUGGUGUCACACCACAAGACUUUGUCAAAGCUACAUCCUCUGCUGAGGCGGAAAUGGCAGUGAUGGCAAGCCCAGUUGAUUCUAAAGGUCACUUCCAUACUGUGGAUAUGAGGCACAUGUCACCUAGUUUCUCCUCAGCACAACAUUCAAUCAUCACCAACACUAACUCCCACACCAUGACACUAAAUGGCGCUCAGAUGGCCACAGACUGCCAGGGUCACACUGUUCACCACAGCAACGGUUCUGAGCUCGACUCAAAUGGAGAUGGAGGGAGCUCUGAGAAUGGCUAUCACUUAGCCGGGCAGUUGUAUGACCCCUCAGGUCUCCUUAACAGAGUCAAAGGGAAUGUAAAGUGCAUUAAAACAGAGGAUGGCCUCAUGGAAUGCCCAGGUGGCGAAGACUUUCCCAAAAAGAAGGCUCGCUCUAAGUCCUUGACCAAACCAGGUGGUCCUGAGGAGGAUAGUGGACAGCCCAGACUGGCCAAGCGCAGUGGGCAGGCAAAGCGGCAAAACUCCAAGGGUAGUGACGUAAGCUCGCCAUCUUCUUCGCAUGGUGCAUAUGAUGGCUGUCCACAGCAGGAGAGAAUGAGGCAGAAGAUUCGUGAAGUGGAAGAGAAACAACCAGAGGUCAAAACGGGCUUCAUUGGCUCCUUCCUUGACUUCAUCAAGUCUGGCCCCAAACAGCAAUACUCUCCGAGUCCUGCGCGAACUAUUAGUCGCCAGAGGAAGACCUGCACGUCGUCCAAACCACCACCAUGUACUUUGCCUUCUUUGCCUCCCAAAAUGCAGACUCUUCCUGCGCCCUUGAUUCCCCAGAAGGGUCAAGGAGCGAGCGGUCAGCAAAAACGUCUGGAUGAAGACCUGCAAAAGAACUUGGAGACUCUGCCGUCGUUCAGUUCAGAUGAAGAGGAGAACACUGGGAAGAACCAGGCCCUGAGGAACAGCAUCAGCUCAGCGCUUUCAGCUCUGGAUGAAUCUUCAGAUCGGAAAAUCAGGGCAGAUAACCAAAUGCCUGGUUCGAUGAUGAAGUCAGACCAAGUUCCCACAAUGCCACACACCGUCACCGAGACCUGUUUGUUGCAGGUAGCCACUCCUACACAGACAACAAACGCUAUCUCGGGAGGGACUGUGCUUGGAGCCAAAGAGGAGUCCAAAGAGAACCCACCGGGUCAGUUUGCUGUGCAGUUGAUGAGUGUGGCCAUCGAGGGACUGACUGAUGAGGAGCUGUCUGACAGCGGAGGGGAGGGAAUGUACCGGGAGAGAGACGAGUUUGUCGUAAGGAAUGAGGAUAUCGAAAUGUUGAAGGUAACAAUGAGGGCAGGCAGUGAACCUCCAGCCAUCUGGAAAGUCCAGAAGGCUCUGCUGCAGAAAUUUGUGCCUGAGUUGAGAGAUGGAAAAAGAGUCUUCUCAGCCACCAACAGUUAUCUUGGAUACUUUGGUGAUGCCAAGACCAUGUACCAGAGGGUAUAUGUGAAGUUCUUGGACACCGUUAACAAAAGGGAGUAUGUACGAGUUUGUAGUCGGAAGCCACGCUGCAAGCCUAUGAACUCACUUAGGGGUGUUCAGGUGAAAACCUUGCUGGGCUUGACAGCCGCCCCUUCCUCAGUCUCCCAGAGCCAAAAGCCUCGACCUAAACAACUCAAGCCCAGGGCAGAGCCCCCUCCUAAGAAGAGGAGGAAAUGGAAGGAGGAGUUUUCACCUACUGCUUCGGGAUCAUCUGAAGAAGGCUGUGAAGAUGAUGAGUUAAACCCUCCAGUGCCGUUUGCUUCACGGUUCCUCAACACGCGAACAAUGAAGGAGACAUUCAAGAGCUUUGUGGAACUGCUCAUCAGCAUAGCUUUAGAUGAAGAUGUGAUGACAGCACUUGAGAGGGCAAAUGAUGAGUUGCUGCUGCCACAUAUGAAAAAAGUGGAUGGGAUGAUCACUGACAACAGGAAACGCCUGCUUCACAAACUGCACAUAGGGCAGGUCCUAAAGACGGCUCUAGACAGCUUCCCAGAGAUCUCAGUGGUGACUGAACUGAAGAAGGAUGGGGAAACCCCGGCCUUUAAGGUGCGUCUCAGUGGGAAGGCGUACAAUAAGAAAACCAUGAAGCCCCACAAAAUGCCUAACAAAGUGCCACAGGAGUAUACGGUGGACCAGCAGAAAACUCAGUGGUUCUCUCUGUACCACUCUUUACAGCAUUACAAGUAUCACACGUACCUCAUGUGUAAGGAUGAGAUUGCUUCUCUGCGGGUGCAGGCAGGUGACCUGGGGCAGGACGAAACGGUACAGAAGUGUCUGCAGAACGGAGCUUGGGUAGAGGGGCUCUUUGAUCGCUUUGGAGAGCUAAUCAAUCAAGUGCAGCAGGCCUGCCGAUGAUCCAGCCGUGACAGGCUUGGUUUAAAAAAAAUAACUCUUCAGUUAACUUAUGGCAUCAGAGAAGGAUGUAGUGAGUCUCUCCUUCCAGCCACAGAGAGAUUUGAAUCAGGGACCUGUCAGCCGAAAGGCCUGAAAGACAUUCAGGUGCCUGUGGCAGUGACAGGUGAACAGCGGGACAACAGUAAAGUUUAUAGUGUGCAUCACUGCUUCCGAGCAGAAAGCAGUAACAUGAUCAACAGAGGACAAAGACUUUGUUUUUGGAAGCAUUUUGGAAGACUUCCACAUUAUGCUUCUCCUAGUCUUAGGUUUUUGUAGUUAAAAGCUCACUUUUUAUGAGCCUUUUCAUAGAUUUAUAUUGUUUUUUUUAUUGUUUUUUUUAGUUAAAUGCCAGAUCAUAACCAGUGAGUAUGCACUAGAUAGAAAGCAGUCGACAUAGGAAGUAGAGCAAGAGCAAAUAAAAAUGCAGAAAUCUGAUUGCCUACAGUUAUAACAAGUCUCAAUCAUUUGAAAAAAAGGCUCACAUACAGAGAAGUUGAUUUAUUGUUAAAAAAAAUCUCUAUAUAUUAUAUAUAACCGUAGCUAUAUACUGUUUGUAAAACAUCCAUUUUGUAAUGGAAUGCCAACUUAUAUAUAAUGUACAUUUUGUAUAAAAGAACAUGGAGUUGGGAACUGCAUCAAUUCUCUUAAGGAGGAAUUUAGUAGCUAUAUACUGUAUCUAUAUUGUGGUUUAACUUUUGUGCUUCAAACACCCAUUUGCUUAUAAGAUCAGUACUGCUCCAGUACUGCUUUUUAUGAAUUUUGUUAAUCAAAUAUUAUCUUGACUUAUCUGAGGGUAAAAAUAAAUAAAAGUUGUCUUUAUACUCCUUUACAGACAUAGCCCACAUUUUAUGACAAAUAGAUAUAUAUUUUUCACAGAAUUAAUAUUAUGUUCUCUUGUUUAUUACAAUUUCUGAGACACUUUUUCAUUGUUUUUUUUCCACAGUUUUCCAAAAUGGACUCUUUAUAAGUCAGUUACCAAUUUUAUGCUGUCAAAAAUAAUCUUGUUCUUUACAGAUGCAGUUUGUAAAUAAAGUGCCGCAUGUGUUAAA